AACAACCACUUUUUGAAUUUGCACCCUUAUUAUUUAUACAAUAUCCAAAUGAGCGAUCAACAAUUGAUAAGAAGUGCAUGGCCAGAUCCACCAAACUAUUAUAAACGAUACACAAAUGAAAACUUGAAAUUGCUGAAACAGGCAAAAAAGACGGGACAUUUUCCUGAGGAUCCGUUACCACCACCGCAUCCCUCCUUAUCAGAGUUCCCAAUAAAAUCGCUUGAACCGCCAUUACCACCAACAGAUGAAUAUACGGUAUUUGAUCAAAAGUGGCAGAUUGAAAAUAAACUACCAACUUUAGACGAACUUGGCGUAAAUCAACUUUACUCAAAAGAAGAAUCAAUAGACCGUGUUCAAGAGCUGAAGAAGUUAAAUAGAUCACUAAUUGUCCAGUUUUUAGAGUUAUUGGAUGUGCUUGUGAAGAAUCCUGAGGAAUUUGGCAAACAUAUUGAGAAUAUCAGUACAAUCUUCAUCAACAUGCAUCAUAUACUGAACGCCUAUCGGCCACACCAAGCAAGGGAAACUCUAAGGCUGCUCAUGGAGCAUCAGUUAGCCAAGAAACGUCAACAAACAGCAGAUCUGAAAGCCAAAUCACAAGAAGCCAUUAAUUUUCUUGAAGGGCUCUAAGCAUAACAGCAGCAAUCUCUCUCUGAGUAUAAAGAAAUUGUAAAUAAUGCAGCCGAAAGUUUAAAAGUCGUUGCUCUGUGUGACUUUCUGACAGCUUCC
Molecule: messenger RNA, 726 nt
Organism: Mycotypha africana
Lineage: Eukaryota; Fungi; Mucoromycota; Mucoromycetes; Mucorales; Mycotyphaceae
Product: mediator complex, subunit Med7
Exons: 5
Coding region: 49-627 (192 amino acids)
Biological process (GO): regulation of transcription by RNA polymerase II
Cellular component (GO): mediator complex; core mediator complex
Molecular function (GO): transcription coregulator activity
Source: RefSeq, a predicted model, not a curated record